Molecule: messenger RNA, 4270 nt
Organism: Oryzias melastigma (Indian medaka)
Lineage: Eukaryota; Metazoa; Chordata; Actinopteri; Beloniformes; Adrianichthyidae
Product: NACHT, LRR and PYD domains-containing protein 14
Exons: 11
Coding region: 875-3976 (1033 amino acids)
Molecular function (GO): protein binding
Source: RefSeq, a predicted model, not a curated record
UCAUUCUUGACCCAUGAGGAGCGGAUUUCUGGCAGGUGAGCCGUUUAUGGCUGCAGAAAUAGAAAAGUAAUAUGGAUACUAUGAUGAACUAAAGCUUGUCACCGUAAAUGAUUGUAUUGAUGGAUUUAGGUGGUGUGUAAUGUGGAUACAGGCUUACAGAGCAAAACAAGUAUGUUUUUUUAAUGAAAGUUUAUUUCUCAAAAUUAUGACUCACAAUUUUUGAAGUUUAUAUUGUAAAAUAAUGAUUUUUUUUCUCAUAAAUGAACAACUUUAUUAUCAUUCAUUUAUUUUUUUAUUUUCAUGAUGGUCCUGCAUCCAAAUCCUGCAUAAAUGGGCUUUUUAAAUUAUAUUUUCAACUUUUUUUUAAAUCAAAAUUAUUUUUUUAACCUUAUAUUUAUUUUGCUUAUUUGUUUAUUUUCGUGUAAGCGUUAGGAUGGUUUGUUCUUCGUGUUCUUCUGUUUUGAUUCUUUACGUCAGUAAUGUCGAUCGUUUGCAGUAUAUACAGUCAAUGGGGGGACCUCAUGGCUCGAGACGUCCAGUAUUUUUACAGUCAAUGGUCAGAAUCAAACGGAAGGGAAUUCCAUCCUCUGGUCACGUGACUUAUAACAGCAACACCAACAAACCGUGAACGAAAGUUCUGCAGCUGCACAGAAGCGUUCUGGAAGGAUUUGAAUUCAGGGAUCGAGAAGGACACAAACAUGGACUCAUAUGAUCAAGAUGUUGAGAAAACAGAGUUCUGCUAGACAACUUCAAAUCUCUGAAGAAUUCAGUCUUCACGUAACUCUGCCCUCCCCUCGCACCCAGCAGCACUGCUGCAGUCGAAAUACCUGAGAGUAGAAAGAGGAAGAGGACGAGCUCGUGUUCUUCUCCCAGGAUGUUAAUCGAGUCGCCUGGAAGGUCAGAGUUGACAGCAGACAGCAGUGUGUCUAUGAGGAGUGAUGCAUCAAGACUUGAACCACCGAACUUCAGCCUGGAAGAAAAACAAAGCCUCUCUCGAGGGACUGAGUUUCAGAGCCCAGGCUGUGCGUGGAGGUCAGAGUUGACAGCAGACAGCAGUGUGUCUAUGAGGAGUGAUGCAUCAAGACUUGAACCACCGAACUUCAGCCAGGAAGAAAAACAAAGCCAGAACUUGAGCUGCUCAGCAUGUGGUCAGAUUCCAAAUACUCUGGUCCUGCUCAAGUGUGGACAUUUGUCAUGCCAACAAUGUAUUGACUCAUUACUGGGGUGUGGCUGUCCAAUCUGUGAAGAGAAACCCAAAAAAGUGACAGGCGAUCAGAGUCUCCAAGAACCAAAGAAAAAACUUAGAAAGGCAAUGCAGCAGAAAUUUGAUUUGACAUCUGAGGGUAUCAGAGACCAAAAGAGUCCCCUGAAAAGCAUCUAUACAACACUUUACAUCACCACUCGAGCCCCUGAGGAACUUUCAGGAGAACAUGAGUACUCAAGUCUGAAGUUUUUUUUUAAAAUGAAGCCAUCAGGGGAUUUCUCAGUCCAACUCGAUACCCUCUUCAAACAGUUUGCACACAAAGAUAAACCCCAGAGAAUGAUCCUGACGAAUGGAAUCGCAGGAAUCGGAAAGUCCUUCGCCGUUCAGAAGUUCAUUCUUGACUGGGCAGAAGAAAAAUUCGAACAGGAUGUGGACUUUGUCUUCUUUCUUGCUUUUCGAGAGCUACAUAUGUGCAAGGGAGAGAAAAGCCUUCUGCAGGUUCUGAUUGACUUUCAUCCUUCUCUUCAGCUCAACGAUUUGAAGAGUUUGGAACAAACCAGAACCAUUGUGAUCCUUGAUGGCUUUGAUGAAAGCAGACUUCAGCUGGACUUUGACAACUCCAAAACAAUAACAUCCAUCAGUGAGAGAACAACUGUGGAUAAUCUGCUUGUAAACCUCAUUAAGGGUAACAUUCUUCCAAAUGCAAACAUCUGGAUAACUUCUCGUCCUGCAGCAGCAAAUCAAAUCCCAGCAAAGUAUGUGAACAUGGUGACAGAGAUUAGAGGAUUUAACGAUGCACAGAAAGUCGAAUACUUCAGGAAGAGACUGAGUCCAGAUUUGAGUCUUGCUGAAAGAGUCAUCUCACACAUUCAGUCCUCACAGACUCUUGACAUGAUGUGCCAGAUUCCCAUCUUCUGCUGGAUUUCUGUCAUCUUGUUUCAAGAUGUUUUUAGAGGAGAUGAAGAAGCAGAAACCCCUAAAACUCUGACUGAGAUGAUGGCCCACUUCUUGUUUGUCUUGACAAAACACAGAUGCAGAAAAUAUGAGAAGAGUGAGACAAGCAAAGAGAAACUUCUGAAAACUCACAGAGAUUUCCUCCUGAAACUUGGAAAACUUGCAUUUGUUCAGCUGCAAGAGAACAAACUCAUCUUCUAUGAGGACGACUUGAAAGAAUGUGGGAUUGAUGUAGAAGAAGCAUCACUCUACUCUGGAUUUUGCAACACAGUUCUUCGAAAUGAAGAAAUCUUCUUCCAGAGAAAGAUCUUCUUCUUUGUGCAUCUUACCAUCCAGGAGUUUUUUGCAGCUCUUUAUUUCUAUGAAUGUCUUGCUACCAACACCACUGGAGAUCUUGGCAGUUUUCUUGAUCUGAAGGUAAAGCAUUCUUUACUCGACCUUCUAAAAAAGACAGUGGACAAAGUGUUGGAGAAGAAGAAUGGUCACCUGGACUUUUUCCUGAGAUUCCUCCUUGGCUUGAUUGUGGAAUCCAACAAGAAAGUCCUCAACGGUUUGCUGACCCCACUGGAUCCAAAGCAAGAAAUAGACAAGAAAAUCUUGACGUACCUUAGAUCCAUCCGAAGAAAGACCCUGUCUCCAGAUAGUUGCGUCAACAUUUUCCAGACCAUGGUGGAGAUGAGAGACCACACAGUCAAAGUGGAGAUUGAGGAAUAUCUGAAACUGUCAGAUUAUUCAGAAACAGAGCUGACUGCUCUUCACUGCUCUGCUCUGGCCUUCAUGCUGAUGGUCUCCAAUAAUGAACUAGAAGAACUGAAUCUGAAGAGUUACAAGACAUCAGAGGAAGGCAGAAGGAGGCUCGUACCAGCUGUGAGGAGCAGCAAGAAAGCUGUGUUGAGAGAGUGCAAAGUGACUGAAGAGUGGGUUGAACAUCUGGCCUUUGGUCUCAAGUCCCCAUUCUCACCUCUGCGAGUCCUGGACCUGAGCACCAAUGACUUGAGAGACUCAGGAGUGAAGAAACUCUGUGUUGGACUUUCAAAUUCUUGCUGCAGACUGCAGAAGCUGAGGUUGUCUGGUUGCAUGGUCACAGAAGAAGGCUGUUCUCAUCUGGUCUCGGCUCUGCAGUCAAACCCUUCCCACCUGACAGAUCUGGACUUGAGCUACAACCAUCCAGGAGACUCUGGAAGGAAGAUGCUGUCAGAGCUGAAAGACGAUCCUCGAUAUGCCCUCAACACACUCAAUCUGAAUUACGGUGGAGAACAUCGGAUGAAACCAGGACUCAAGAAGUAUGCCUUUAGGUUCACUCUGGACUCCAACACAGCACACAGGAACCUGCUUCUGUCGGACAUGAACACCAAGGUGACCUGGGUGGAAAACAAGCAGCCAUAUUCUCCUCACCCUGAGAGGUUUGAUCAGCAGCUCCAGGUGAUGUCUGAGCAGGGCGUCCAACACAGCUGCUUCUUUGAGGUGGAGAAGGAGGAGCCCUUCAGCGUCGGCUUAACGUACAAAAGCAUUGAAAGGAAGGGAGAUUCCACCGACAGCAGGCUGGGAUCCAAUGAGAAAUCUUGGAUCAUGUCAUGCACUAAGAGCGGCUGCUAUGUUCGACAUGGAAGCGAGGUCUUCCAUGUGACGUCCUUAUGUCCACGCUCCAGUCACAUUGGAGUGUUCCUUGAUUGGGAGGCGGGGGAACUGUCCUUCUACAGAGUUUCUAAUGAUAAUCUCACCUUCCUCCACACGUUCCAGGAAUGCUUCAGCAACGCUCUCUAUGCUGCAGUAGAAAUGAACUCUCAGUCCUACGCUCACUUUUGUCACGUAACCUGAUCCUGAUACUCCAUGACCAUGACAGAGACUAAGAAGGUUUAGAAGAUGGGUGGAUGGGAGUGGUGGUGGGUCUGGAACCAGACAUUGUUAUCCUCAAUUUUUUUUUUUUUUUGUAAUUUACUUUUUAUUUCGGCCUUAUUUUACAAUUUUCACAAAUGAAAAAAUAUCCCAACUUUGUAGAAAGAUAAGAAAAAACAAACAUAAUUAAGGAAAAAAACUAAAAACUAAAAUAAAUCAUGAUUUUCAAAUAAAGCUAAGGUGAGAGACAACACCCUCCCCUCCCUCCAAAAAAAA